CCUUCUAUCACAAUUGUCGUUUGUUUUUGUAGUUAGUUAUCCUGCCUAAAUUUAAAUUGUUUUAUUUAAAAUAAGUGGGAAAAUGUCAUAUUUUCGUUAAACAGCACUAACGUGAAACAUGCAGUAAAAAACGUAUCCAUUCAUUUCUGCACUCAGAAACCCAAAACUUUGAAAGGCAGUAGGGUAACUGGUAAUUUCCGAGGACACAAAUAUGGCGGCCUCCUUGCGGCUGGGACAUCGGGGGAUAUUGAGUGGUUUGAGGUUAAUAAAACUGAAGAAAUGCACCAGCUUAACCCAAACUCAGGAUGGAUAUUAUCGGCACUUUUUUCAGUCCUCACCAAUGUUUGGAGUGGCCCCAGUCAAAGUGAUGAUGCCAGCUCUUUCCCCCACCAUGGAGGAGGGCAACAUCGUCAAGUGGCUGAAGAGCGAAGGGGAGGUGGUACAAGCUGGAGACGCACUCUGUGAGAUCGAGACCGACAAGGCUGUGGUUACCUUGGAAUCCAGUGAUGACGGCAUCUUGGCAAAGAUCUUGAAAGAGGAAGGCAGUCGCAGUGUACGUCUGGGCACCCUCAUCGCCCUCAUGGUCGAGGAGGGACAGGAUUAUAAGCAGGUGGAGAUCCCAGCGGAGGAGAGCAGCCCGACACCCCCUGCCCCUCCCCCAGCACUGUCCCCUUCACCCCUCACUGGGGCAGUUCCUGUGGUCCCACACAGAGCAGAGACCACGACCAGCACUGCACAGCACAGGAUGAGUCCAGCUGCCCGACACAUCCUGGACACACACGGGCUCGAUCCUGGCCUGGCCACAGCAUCAGGACCCCAUGGGAUCAUCACCAAGGAAGAUGCUCUGAAGCUGCUGAAGAAGAUGGAAUCAAGGGAGCAGGUGGCUUCCAGAGCACUUCCGGUUUCUCCGGCACCUCCUCAGCCAUCUCCCGUGGUAUCACCCAUGAAGGGUUCAGUUCGGCCUUCCGAUCCUCCAGUCUCCAUUCCUGGGAAACCCGGUACUCCUGGCACUUUCACUGAGAUCCCAGCCUCCACCGUGCGCCGUGUGAUUGCCAAGCGGCUGAUGGAGUCCAAAUCCACCAUCCCUCAUGCUUAUGCCUCUGUCAGCUGUGACGUGGGCGCGGUGCUGCUGUUGCGCAGACAGCUGGCCAAAGAUGAAAUCAAGGUGUCAGUCAACGACUUCAUUAUCAAGGCGGCUGCUGUUACCCUGAAAGAGAUGCCAGAAGUGAAUGUGACAUGGAGUGCAGAAGGGCCAAAGGCUCUGGACACCAUCCACAUUUCCAUAGCCGUGGCAACAGAGCGGGGACUCAUCACUCCCAUCAUCCGGGACGCUGCUGACAAGGGUCUGCAGGAGAUUGCAGCCAGUGCGAAGGCUCUGGCCCAAAAGGCUCGAGAUGGAAAACUGCUUCCAGAAGAAUACCAGGGUGGAUCAUUCAGCAUCUCCAACCUUGGUAUGUUUGGCAUCAGUGGCUUCAGCGCAGUGAUUAAUCCUCCUCAGGCCUGCAUUCUGGCAGUGGGGCGCUCACAGGCCGAGCUCUUCCCCUGCCUGGAUCCAGAGGGUGGAGCUACAGUCCAGCAGCGGCAGCUCUUGACCGUCACCCUGUCCAGUGACGGGCGGCUCGUGGAUGACCAGCUGGCCUCCCAGUUCCUGGACAAGUUCCGUGCCAACCUGGAGCGGCCGCAGCGCCUGGCACUGGUGUGAAUUGGCACUCCGAUGCCAUGCUGCGGGCAAGGGGCACUGACAGUCUUGCAAAACCCAGCGCAACAGGGGUUUGAUGGGCAGUUCUCUUGAGUUGGAGAAGUCAAAUUUAUUUAGUCCCCCCCCCAGUUUGUUUUAUGCAGUUCACGAUUCUCUGUUUGGAUUCCACAGCAGUUCCAUAGUAAUAUUCCCCUUGUGAAAGAGGAGUGACAGAGAUAGAGGAGGAAUUUACCAUCUCUUAAUCCUCUCCUAACACAUUGAACUUUUAUAUCUAAGCUGUAUGGAUCAAGAAUAGAGAUCUCAGAUCCGGGGGGUUUUUACUCAUUGGGGGCUGCUGUUAUUCAUUGAAAUUAGGAAAGUCUUCCUUUUCUUUCCCUUAAAAAAAUAAUAAUUAAGCUCCACUGAGCUUCCCCAAGGGGAUGUUGCAUCUUGACCAUUUCUUCAAUGGUCUUUAACCCAGGUUCCUGAGAGCCUCAAUACUUCUGGCUUUUAUAGAUGUUUCAGUCUUUAAGUAAAGAUCAUGUUCUCGACCUGAAGGCAAUAAUGGGUACAGUUAAGCAACUGGGACUUUAGUUGGAAUACAGACCAGAUCUGGAAGUCUUUUGCAUUUCCAUUCUGCAUAGGCUUGGUUGGGCAUCACACUAUACAAAGCUUACAGUCUGUUCAGAAAAAUAGCCUUAUUUAUUAUCAUAUUUAUUAAUAAUCGUGUCUGGCUUAUUACAGAUUUUCAGAAGCACCUUUCUUCACCAAUGCAUAUCUUCACUGUAGCUCAGCAGCUGCGCACUUCAGUGUAGAAGCAUUUACAUAAUUAUAAAGACUUGAAAAUUUCAUUUUACACUGGAAUGCAGCAUUUGGAAAUUUUCAUAUGAGGUAUAAAAAUAAACAUGAAAACAAACAUAUACUGUAUGUAGUAAAUUUUAAAUAAUAUAGUAAAAUGAGCAGGUGCAUACACAUACACCUAAGAUGACACUUUUGUUCCCCAGCAGCAGAAUAUUGUUUAAGCCAACUUUUUGUUCAUAGUCCCUCAAAUAAUUAGCUGUAACUCUUUCUGACUGCGUUUUGUAAUCCUGUUAGAGAGCCCUAAGGAUGUUGCACCUCUGUGUCCUGUACCUGGGGAUUCUGUCCAUGAAAACCUCACGCAGACAAAAUAAGGAACCAUUAGAACUUUCAUAAAUGCAAGAUUACUGUCCGCACAUUGGUUUGUAAUUUCUUAUGUCUGUAAUAUUUAAAAUGAGUAAAUGAAUAUCCAUGACGGAACAUGGCAAA
Messenger RNA from Lepisosteus oculatus (spotted gar), 2965 nucleotides. RefSeq names its product pyruvate dehydrogenase complex component X (gene pdhx). The record is from RefSeq and is a predicted model, not a curated record. Gene Ontology annotation, cellular component: mitochondrion; pyruvate dehydrogenase complex. Gene Ontology annotation, biological process: pyruvate decarboxylation to acetyl-CoA. NCBI's taxonomy places the organism in Eukaryota, Metazoa, Chordata, Actinopteri, Semionotiformes, Lepisosteidae. Gene Ontology annotation, molecular function: acyltransferase activity.